AUGUUUUCUAGUCGGCGACCUCUAUCACCUAUUCCGGCAAGUUUUACAUCAUCGUUCUCAUCAGAUAAUUCACCAACAUCAACGAGAAGACGACCAUCAUCUCUAGGCUUCUAUCAACUAGAAGUUCGUGAUCUCGAAAAUGCCAAUGAUACCGAUUGGAACCAACCAACAUUUCGUAUUCCGAGACCAACGCUAUCGUUGCCAGGCUCAUCCGUAUAUGAUCCAACGGAUGAUCUCAUAUGGUGGACACCGACAGACGAUGAUCCGUCGCUAUCUACCGAAGAAUUCUCUUCGUAUCUAAAUCCGCCUCGUAGAUUACGCCCUUCCGAAGGACCUGUAUAUCAAAUCACUUCGCCGCCGCUUCCUUCUCCUUCAUUGCCAGCUCAAUAUCAAGCUCCGUCUACUCCUUUGCCACGAUCGACGCCUAAACGUAUCCUCCGACGUUUUCGACCGAAGAGAUACAUCAGAGAAAAGACUCCUGGUCUAUGUACAACUUUAUGUUCUGGUGGUUUUGGUACCGUCGCUGUACUUAUUUAUCUUUGUUUUGCUCUCGCCCUACCAAUCGCCAAGCUCGUUCUAGGUAUUCUUUAUAUCAAUGAUUGCCGUGUAAAUAAUAAAAUUCCAUUAUACAUGAUUGUGUCUGGUGCUGGUGGAUUGGCUAUGGUACUAUUUCUUCUUCUAUCGUCAACUUGUACAUUCUAUCGAUCAUCGACGGUUGCAAGAAAAGCAACUCAUAAAUGUAUCAUAGGCAUUAUUGCAUUUGCACGUGGCAUGCAAGGUGCCAUCGCUCUUUUUCUUUUUAUUUGGUUUUUUCUUGGUAAUUUCUGGGUAUUUGGCGCUCGAUAUCGUGUUCGAACCGAUGUACCUGACGAAAUAGACAAUUACUGUCAUCCAGGUCUUUACUGGUUUGCGUUCUAUGUUCUGAUUUUUACUUAUGUCGCUGCUAUAUUUGUGUGCAUUUUCAAAUUUUGUGGAAAUCUCUUGUGUUGUGGCGCGUUUGAUAUGUGGAAAAAAGCUUUUUCAUAA
Adineta ricciae is the source of this 1026-nucleotide messenger RNA. The record is from the annotation of a GenBank genome assembly. NCBI's taxonomy places the organism in Eukaryota, Metazoa, Rotifera, Eurotatoria, Adinetida, Adinetidae.